ACAAUAAAUAUAUAUACAAUAGAUUUUAUUUUAAAACAUUUUGAUUAAUCCUUAUACAAUGCCAUAAUUUAUUUACCUUUGCAAAGGUGAAAUAAUUAAAAUACAUACGUGUUACGGUAUGUUGCAUAACCAUUUUGUACCUGUUAUGUCAUGUAUUUUGUACUUUACAACACAAGAAGACGUAAUAAAUUCCACUUAUCUUACUUGAUCUUUUUGCAUGAACGAUGUUAAGUACCUAUAUACAGAAAUUUGUCAAAAUGUUUUCAUUGAGAAACAUACUAUAUUUGCUUCUUUUGACCACUACGAUUGUUUUUGCUUUCAUUACGGUAUCAUAUAGCGAUUGGUUAAAUGAUUUAAAAGAAAGGAUUCGAUCAUUUUCUUAGAAAUCGUGCAAUUCUUCGGGCGUAAUACGUAGCGUCGUUUCUCGUGCGUAAACGCGAUUAAUAACACGAAAAGACUAACUUUCACUGCGACUUCGUUACUUUCUGCUUCGCGACACGCCGAAAGCUUUUCACUUCUCGCAGUUAUCAUGUAAUGAUUCUUAAAGUGAGAGUUAAAUUAUACUUGUGCGUAUUUGACGUAAUAAAAAGUUUUUAACAUGUAUAAUCCUCGAAAGAAGUUUCUGCACGGAAGAUUAAAGAAAUAGAAGAAAAAAACAAAAAGUUCUUCAAUAUGAAACGAAAUAGUUCGAAAACCUCCAAACCAACUGACAGCAAAAAUUUGAACGUAGGAAUCGGCACUGCGAGAUUUACUUUUAAAAACGGAGACAGCUACGAGGAAAAAUAUCAAGUAAACGUUGACAGACGCACCUUAGUUAAACAAGACGAGGGAGUGUACACAACUGAUAAUUUCGACGUGUACGACGGUAAAUGGUGUGACGAUAAAUUUGGCAGCGAUAAAUUUUACAUUCGAUACAAUAAUAAUGCACGCUAUAAGGGGAAUGUUGACGCGAAUGGAAUGAUGAAUGGUACAGGAACAUAUAUUUUUCCGGAUGGGUCCUCAUUGACGUCGAUAUGGUCCCGAAAUAAGCCCAUCUCAGACAUUGUUUACAAGGAACCGCUUGGAUAUAAAUGGACAACUACACUGAUUUCAGAUAACGUUUGUAUAAGCACAAAAUUAUGAAUCGACGAAAAUAUUCCAGUUUUUUUUACAUAGAUUUGUAGUUAUGUUAAAAGAACUCUUGUCAUUUAUAUACAGCAUGUUACGUUUACAACUGCUAAUCAGUUUUGGAACGAAAUAUAUAGAGAAUCUUCGGAAGAAAACUCCUCUUCCUCUGUUCGACGUUGAUGAAGUUAAUGUAAAUCACAAUUAUAAUCGCGCAAUUAUUAUAUGAAAUGUUAAGUAAAAAUUAACUUAUGGCACACUUUUUAUUAGAUGUAUUUACAAAUUCUAAACAUAUGACUGUUAUAUUUACAACAACAGCGAAAUAAACCAUUAACAAUUAUAAUAUACGCGUUUGCUUUUA
Temnothorax curvispinosus is the source of this 1465-nucleotide messenger RNA. RefSeq lists its product as uncharacterized. The transcript has 3 exons. NCBI's taxonomy places the organism in Eukaryota, Metazoa, Arthropoda, Insecta, Hymenoptera, Formicidae. The record is from RefSeq and is a predicted model, not a curated record. Bases 673 to 1122 code for a protein of 149 amino acids.